Messenger RNA from Amaranthus tricolor (Joseph's coat), 2318 nucleotides. Its product is annotated as serine/threonine-protein phosphatase 7 long form homolog. NCBI's taxonomy places the organism in Eukaryota, Viridiplantae, Streptophyta, Magnoliopsida, Caryophyllales, Amaranthaceae. Bases 1458 to 1817 code for a protein of 119 amino acids. The transcript has 4 exons. The record is from RefSeq and is a predicted model, not a curated record.
UCAAUGUUGUUAUAUAUGUAUAUAUUUAUGAACUUGAUGGUGAUGUUGAUUUUGUAUGUAUUGUUGUAGAAAUGGCUUCAUUUCAUAUGACUGUUGUAUGUUUUUGGAAUGGUUCAAUUCGAUUAAGUAGUAGCAAUGUUAAGUAUGUUCGGGGAAGACGUAAACUGUUUGCAUGCAACUCAAACAUGGACUUGAAUGAAUUUAAACAUUUUAUAUGCUCUAAGAUUGGUAUUGACUCUACAAGAAGUACUAUUAAUGUAAGUUUUAAAUACAAUAUGAGUGGAGAUGGAUCCAGUAACUACAGUAACUAAGUUAUUGUUGAAUUACAGUAGAGAUGGAUCCAGUAGCUCCAGGACCUCGAGACCCUAGUGUGCUGACGAUGUAGGCGGAUCACAGGAGCAGUAUACUAUGGGAUGUCCAAGCUAGUCAACUUAGUAUUUUGAAUGUACAUGCCUUUAUACUUUAAAUUUAUGCUAAUGUAAUCUUUGCGUUUAGGUGUCCAACGUAGAGACCAUAUACACCAGGCAUCCCGACUCUGCUCCGUGGGAAAUUGACGCAUGGAUCAUCCCCUACCUUCAGCGAGAGAGGUUGUACGACUUCCACCUCAUCGCUUAUGGGAGAGUUGAUCGGGCGCUAGUCACGGCUUUAGUCGAGCAGUGGCGCCAAGAGACACAUACCUUCCACCUACCUCUAGGUGAGGAUACUGUCACUUUACUUGACGUAGCUGUGCUUACACGGCUUCCCAUCGAGGGACAUGCCGUCUGCACCGUUGGACGCCAAUUCGAAAGUUGGCAAGAUAAAGUCCAUAGAUUAUUAGGAGUCCGACCUCCCGCAGAGGUAGCCAAAGGGAGUGCAUUGCGCGUAACAUGGCUUGCGUAGAACUUCUCGCACUUCCCAAAAGGUGCUGAUGAGGCUACUGUUGAGAGAUAUGCUAAGGCUAUCUCUUAUAUCUGAUUGGUGCAGUCUUGUUCUUCGACAAGACUGGCAACAUGGUACAGCUUUUGUACUUGACGUUGCUUGAUGCGCCAUGGGAGGUCAUUUCUGGUUACAGCUGGGGUUCCGCAGCCCUAGCUUAUCUGUACAGGAGACUGUGUGAAGCUUCACAGAAGAACGUGAAGGAGAUCGUUGGGCCCCUGAUUAUUCUCCAGCUUUGGGCGUGGGAGCACAUUCUCAUUCUCCAACCGAUGUGGAUUGUGGGACAUGGUGCAUUUGCGCCAUCAAUUCUUCCACCCCCACAUGUGCCGUAUGGAUCGCGGUGGUUCUUUGAUAGAUGUACAAGAACCCACACAUGAUCGGGCGUGGGGUUCUACCGCGAUCAACUCGAUCUACUUCGAGCUGACUAGUUUCGAUGGGACCUUUACCCCGCUGAGGCAUACGCUGCAUUGCCUCAGCACUCAGGGAUCUUGUCAGGGGCGUGGAGAGCCUCUGUACCUUUGAUAUGCUUCGACAUAGUCGAAAUGCAUCUCCCUGAGCGCAUACUACGCCAAUUUGGGAUGGUACAGGGCAUCCCGCCUCCUUGUGACACAGUGGCGGAUCUCCAUCACAGCUCACGCAAGGGUCGAGAGCCCAAGAACUGGUUGGAGAUCAACUGGCGUCAUAUAGCUCGUUGGGAUCACAAGUUGGAGCUGCUGGCCCAAGGUGCGCCGAUUGAGGCUGUAGGCGCACCUACUUCGGCAGAUUACAUGUUGUGGUUCCUCUCCAUCACUCGUCGAUGGAUGACACCACGAGGUAUCAUCGCGGCAGCCCAGUACACUCCCACAGCACCGACGAUGACACACUUUGCACAGGGCAUUGCAUCUGUCAUCAGCUCCACCUAAGAGGAGCCUGUACAGGAGAUAACCCAAGGCAUACUCUUAGGGACACAGUUUCAACAUUUCAUUCCAGAAGUCGCUGUACCCGACACCACUAUGGACGAACAGGGGUCAUCUCCUCAUCAUGCCAACGUUCAUCUUGAGGAGGUAGACUUAACGUGCCCCGACUAUGGUAUCGGGUCCUCACAGGGUGCUGGAUCAUCACAGUAUCAAUCACCUCCCCUACCCGAGCGUCAUGCGACGACCUCUUACUAUCGUAGGAGGCGUCGUAAACCGUCACAAUUAGACAGGGUACAGGAGGAGGAUUAACAUUAGCAUACUGUUUGUAUAUAUUGAACAUUAGUGACAUUUUGUAUAUAUUGAAUAUUUGUACAUAUUCAAUAUUUGUAACAUUUGGACUUUUGUGUAUAAUUUGUAAUAUAUAUGUAGAUGUAUAUAUUUUUAGGUAUGAAUUAAAUCAAAAUCAAACAGACACUUAUAUUCAAAUAGAGAAAAUGCUCUCGAAAA